Molecule: messenger RNA, 5820 nt
Organism: Plasmodium vivax (malaria parasite P. vivax)
Lineage: Eukaryota; Apicomplexa; Aconoidasida; Haemosporida; Plasmodiidae
Exons: 2
Coding region: 1-5820 (1939 amino acids)
Source: RefSeq, a predicted model, not a curated record
AUGAAAGCGGGGAGAAACACCGACUCAGAGAAGGAGGCGUUAGGGUGGCAAAUGGAGAAAAGCCUAAAACAGAGAAAGCGGAAAAAUAGCCAUACAGACGCGGUAGGGUUAGAGCAUCAUGGGGUGGCUGCUGUCGAAAGGGGCGAGGCCGUCUUGGCGAGCGGGGGAGGCGAGAAUGAGCGGAUGGAAAAAAGAAAAGUGGCGGAAAAGGUGCAGAAGGCCGAAAAGACCGAAAAAAAGGACAGAGCUGGACAUGGCAUCCCGCGUAGAAGCCAAAGCGCUAGCAGCUUGGGCUCGUCGGUCAUGGCGGAGGCCCGCUCCAAAAGGGGGGACAUCCAGGUUAGUAGAGAGGAUAGUAGCGAGGUUAGCAGUCAGGUUAGCAGCCAGGUUAGCCGCGAGAUUAGCCACCAACUCAGCCGCGAACCCAGCGGAGAGGUUGGAAAGGGCCCCCCCGCGGGCUACGAGUACGACCUUGGAAUCGACAACGACGUGGAGAACGAAAUGGACGACGAGUACGACGAUGACAUGAAUAGCCACAUGAACGACGCGCCGUUUGAUUUGUGCGAAUCGCAGGAUUAUGAAAAUGGAGUGGAGGAGAACAACACAAAAGGGGAGGGGAGCGCAAAGAAGAACUUGAGGGACAAUUCGGGGUACACAGACACGGAGGUCUCCUACGUGAGCGAAAUGGACAAAAUCAAGCUGGACGCGAAAAAUGACUGCUGCUGUUGUUUCGCGAGGAGGGGGAAGAAGUUCAGCAGCGCGGGGGUGAGCGACUGCCUGGGGGGGCAGCACUUCGUGGGUGCAAAGAGCUGCAGCGAGGCAAACCCCUGCAGCUGCGCAAACAUUUGUGGGGGCGCGAAAAAUGGGCACGGCGCAGACCGCGAGCGGGGGAGCCAGAAGAGGAAGAAGAACGCAAGCAGCGAGCUGAAGAAUGCAAGCAGUGAGCUGAAGAACAUGGACUGGCUAAUCUACACCAUAAGGUACAUGGAUUAUAGACGCCUGAGGAGGAGGUUCAACGGAAUCAGGAAACCAAUUUCGAAAAAAAUUGUCUUUAUUAUUACCAUUUUCUGUUUAAUUCUCAUCUCUUGGAAGUACUUCAAGACGUCGUAUGAGAACAGCAUGCUUACCAUUAGCUUCAAAGUGCAGACGUCCUUUUUAUUUUUCGUAGAAGCUGCAUUGGCCAUCAUAGGAGUGAUUAUAUUUGCCAAAUUCCAAACGAGGCUGAGUCUACACUGGCCUAUUUACGCGUCAUACAUAUUUAUAAUCUGCGCAUCAAUUUUGUUAAUAUUUUAUGAGAAAGACAAAAAUGAUAAAAUAUCCCGGGGGGAGCACAUCUUAAUGAUUUAUGGGUUAGUACAAUUGUCCCUAAUAAUUAUAGUAAAAAUAAUUAUAUGUAUAGGUCCCCUUCUGGCUAUAUAUGGUUUUUUCUGCCCAUGUACAGAGCACUGUCGAAUUUUAAAGAAAAAAAUAGCAACGAAUAAGUUAAAUAUAACGAUAAGUAGGUACAACGACUUCGCUGGGAUGUGUGGAAAUAACUUCUGCUGUUUGUGCCUUUGUGCUUAUCGAUCGUUCUAUCGUAUUGUAAACUGCUUUUAUAAGAAGUUUUCCAAUUUGCGUUUUAAAAUGACAAAUGAUAGUAUCAAUGAGGCCCCUUUUAGUCACCAGCUAAGGUAUAAGGGGAAGACAGAUAUAUAUGGUCGACCGCAUGGCUACGGAGAAUGGAUUGAAGAUCAUUCAUAUGGAGAGAAGCUAAGAGGUUUCUGGUUCCAUGGGUACCCAGUAGGUCCUUUCAUAUCUCAGGAAGUGGGCAGUGGCUCUCUAUUCGUUAAUACCAGAGUUGGGUUCGCUGCCUGUGUGGGAAAAGACUGGUCAGAUGUACGUUAUGGCGUUUCCUGCACGGAGUGCUCCAUCAGUGGCCACUUUUUCAAUGACUUUCCUUUAACCUAUUUUUUUGAUCCCAAAAUUGAGAAGGAUGCCAAUGGAAGGCUGCCAACCAACAGGUAUGAUAUCAUCGUAAAGGAUAUUUUAAAAGAAAAUUAUGAAGACAUUUUAGGCUACGAUUUGAAGUGGUGUUUUAAUAUGCUAAAGGUGAAUAGCAGCACUACCACGGAGUAUUUUUCCAACAACUGCAUGAUUUCUAUUGACCAUGUGACUAUGAGUUUGAAGGUGCAUAAUUACAAACGGUUGGGACCCGUCAAAGGGAGGAACAAUAACAUACUGGACGAAAUUACCGUCAAGUUGGUACACCUCCCGAAGGUAAAAAAGGGGAAAAAAAUUUACAAAAGGAAUUAUCCCUACCGGUUUAGCGGCAAUGGAAACCACGCUGUGUUGUAUGGCAGACCGGAAAAGCAAGACGAACAGGUGAUGAAGGGCCAAGAAGGGGAAGAAUUUUUUUACUCCAAUCAGAACAAAAUACAUAACAGUAUUAAGAAGCUGAGUGCACAUGGGAACCAGAAUUGCGCGAAUGAGCUGAAGGAGGACAGCUACCAUUCCUACUAUACACACAAACUGUCAGACAAGCUGCUGGACUCCGUAAAUGAUGAUAUUUAUUUGUACAAAAUGAAUAAGUCCAUCAAGUCGACUGAGAUGCAUAAAGCGCCGUACCUGUUUGACCGCAGUGGGGGAAGCACCACUCCUGAUGAGGACGCGAAACGGGGGACCUACCGGAUCGGCCGAUCUCUCAACAGCCAACACUGUUGUGUUCUUCCCCAUCGGAGCAGUUACUGUGGUGUGAAGGGAAAACAUCGCAAUCGACAAAUUGGCGUAGACAGCCGAAGUGACAGCUCCCCCGAGGUGCAUUUCGGAAGGAGAGUUAACCAUGCAGGUGAUACCGCUAAGCUUCCAAACGAACGAGAGCGGAGGCGUAGAGCGGAAAAAUCAACCCGUAGAAGGUGCCAUGUCCCCCCGCAUGUUAACCUCUUCACGGAGGAUAGCGCCACCAAAAGUAACUCCUCCUUUUGCCGAAAGGACGACACGUUUGUGGUUAAUAUAAACGGUUUUGGAAGUGAGCGGCGGUGCACUGAGCGGCGAAGCACCCGUGGCCUUCCUGUUGGAGCGCCUGGGAGAGGAACGCCUAAGAAGGAGGGAAGGAAGAAGCUGCGCAGGAGGGAACCGCGCUGUGGGAGUGCCCCCCACGGGGAAGGAAAAAAGGAACGCAAACGCGAAGGGCUCAGGUGCGGGGAAAAAGAACUCCUCUGCGGCAACGUUUUGCGUGCGAAGUUUAGGGAGCACCACGCGGUGGGGCUGGAAAGGGAGGGGAGCGACGUUAACGAAGAAAAGGUCGGUAGGGUGAGUCGUCCAAGGGAGAGGCCGCCAAGUGAGAGGCCGCCAAAUGAGAGGCGUCCAACUGAGCGGCGGCAAUGCAAAGCGGAUGCGGGAAGGGACCCCCCCUCGCGCGCCACGGCAAAUGAAGCCCAUCACGUGCAGCAGAGCGAAGCUGAGGGGAGCUCCCCGAAACGUCAGCGAGAGGGAGAAAAGAGGCAGAAGAAGAACAAAAAUAGAGUUACCCUCCCGAAUGAGCAGGAGAAGAGGUUCGAAGAGGAGGCGAAAAAAAGUGACGAAGUGGGGGCAAACAAAAGUGACGAAGUGAAAUGGAAGGAAAGGACGGUUAACCUGAAGGAUACAUCAAGUGGCACCUCCAAUUUUGGAGAAAACAAAGCGCUAUUCAUUUCGGACAUUUUUAAAUCUUUUAUAAAAGCGGGAGUAGCCAGGAAUUCAAGAGGCAAAAAUGUGAAGAAGAACUCCAGUGACGAGAGAGAAGAUACCAAGCAGCAAACGUAUACGGACAAAAGGAAAAAAAAUAAAAAAUCGAAAAGGUGCUAUUCAAAUGUAAAUAAAGGAAGGAAAGAAAUUUACAACAAGACAAUGAAAAAAGGAAGUCUACACAGGAUGAAAAAUUCAAAGAUAAAAGGAUUUGUAAAAAGGUAUACUAGACAGUAUAGGAAGGGCUCCAUCUAUAUAACUUCCAACAAGAAUAAAAUCGAUAAGUUCAUUCGAUCGAAAUACAAUAGCAACAGUAAGAACACGCAAAUUAUAGGCACCUUGGGGGACACAGUCAAAAGUAUUAACGAAUCGUUUGGCAGUUUGAAUGGGGCCAACUUGUCAAGCUAUAAUAUGCAAAGGAAUAAAACCAUUGCGCAGGUAUUCGCGGAGGAAGAUGAAUGGGAGAACUAUCGCCAUCAACAUAAGGAAAAAAUUAUUGUGGAUGGUUGGCAGUCAUUAUCUUUAAAACAAAAUUUGAACUUCAUGCCGGAUGAAAUUGUUAUAUAUAUACACGGAUACAAUGUGAAGUUACAUCAUGGGUGUUCUCAGUUGGCUCACUUGGUUUCUUUUUCUAAAUUGCCGUCGUAUAUACAACCGUUUGUUUUUCACUGGGAGGGCUACAUGUGGGGUGCUUUUUCGGCUCUAUCCUACCCGGUGGCGAGGAAAAGAUCCGAGAUGGCAGUUUUGGGAAAUUCCUUCAAAACGUUUAUACGGGAGCUUAUCAACUCGGGCAUUAAGAACGUGCAUAUUAUAAGUCACUCCUGCGGUUCGAGGCUGUUUUUCAACGGGUUCGCUAGCUGCGUGGAGGAUAACCUGUUUUACAACGUGCUGAAGAAUGAGAAGUCUGCGGGGAGGCAGGGGGGCCCCGCUGUUAGCGGUGUUGGCGGUGUUGGCGAUUCUGGCGGUGUUAGCGACGCUAGCGAUGUUAGCCACAUUCGCGGCGCCUCUCCGCCCCCUCACCGCCGCCUAGCCGCCAGCGCGACCGGACGCCCGCCGGGCAAAAAGCGGAAAAAAAAAAAGAACAAGCAAAUGAUUGUAAAAACGGUGAUUUUGCUGAACCCAGAUUACCCGCUGGACAAGUUCCUAGAAAAGGACUUUUUCGUGCUGAGGAGCCACUGCAACCACAUCGUCAUGUACGGAGACACGAGGGACCAGGCCCUGACCUACUCCGAGACAUGGAAUAGGGAAAAGUGCCUGGGAAAGAGAAUCUUCAAGUUGAAGCUGCCCCUAUACAAAAUAUACAAUUGCGAAGAUUACCUGAAUUUAAAUUUGGACCGUAGUAACUUCCUCACGGGAAAUUACGAAGACAAGUACAAAAUGUGUGAUAACGUUUUGUUCCCCAAUUCGUCUUAUGUGGAAGAAAAAAUGAAGUUGAAGCAGAGCCAGCGAAUCGGGGAGCAGCUUGACAGGAGUGAUAAACCCCACCAGAGGGGGAAAGAAAAUGAAAGAGAAGAAAGUCACCCACAGAAUAAAUCUACGCAUGCUAAUGCAAACACCAGUGGGAAUGACCAUCACGUGGGUAAGACCAUUCGGAAGACAUCCACAUAUGACUAUGAUGAAGGUGCUUCGUGCAUUUCUGAAGACUUAGCGCAGAAUUACCUGAAUGAAAAUUUCCUUAAAACUGUAGAGUUCAGUGACUCCAGUUUAAGGGCCUUUACAUCCAAAAGGAGGUUUAAAAUAUCAAAGGCCUUUAAAAAAAUUAAGAGAAAAUGGCUAUUCAAAAAUAAGAAGAAGCAUAUUUAUUUUAACCAAAACUCUAUUAAUAGGCCUAACAAUAUAAAAAUGAAAGAAAGGGUGUCUAAAACUUCAGCUCAGACGUCUAAAAAAACGGACACUGUAUAUAUUUCAUUUGAUAAGUAUGCUUGGCUAGACAUGGACGUGAUUGAUACAACGUUCGUUGAAACAAAUGUAGAUUUUUUGAAGCAUUCCUUUUAUCAGGUGAAAAGAGAAAUUAUUGAUGACAUACGGGAGGUGCUCAUUUCGAAUAUACCCGUAUGUUUUGUUGCGCUGAAUUUUCUCCCAUUUCGGCGGGCCGCCGAUUUGAUGUUUUUAAAUUAA